GGGGGUGGGGGGGGGGGGGGGGAAAGGCGGUCAGCCCUGAGCCCGCCCGACCGGUGUGGAGAGAGGGAAAGAAGGGAAGGGAAGGAGGGAGGCGGCUUCCCCAGGCCCUUGCCCGCCGCCGGCCCGUCGCCCUGUCCCGCUCUGCCGCGGAGAAUUAUGGAUCCAAGCUUAUUGAGGGAGCGAGAGCUAUUCAAAAAGCGUGCCCUCUCCACACCAGCAGUAGAAAAACGUCCAGCGCCAUCUUCUGACUCCUCUUCUUCAAAAAAGAAGAAAGCAAAGGUAGAACAAGGUGGCUCGUCAAGCUCCAAACAAAAUGCAGAUCACAGUAAUGGGUCAUUUAACUUGAAAGCCCUUUCAGGAGGCUCUGGCUACAAGUUUGGAGUCCUUGCUAAAAUAGUGAAUUAUAUGAAGACUCGGCACCAGCGUGGUGAUACACAUCCAUUAACCCUAGAAGAGAUUUUGGAUGAGACACAGCAUUUAGAUAUUGGACUCAAACAGAAACAAUGGUUGAUGAGCGAGGCUCUAGUCAACAAUCCGAAAAUAGAAGUUGUAGAUGGGAAGUAUGCUUUCAAACCCAAGUACAACUUGAAAGAUAAGAAGGCUCUGCUCAGGCUAUUGGACAAGCAUGACCAGCGAGGGCUGGGAGGAAUCCUUUUAGAAGAUAUUGAGGAAGGGCUACCCAAUGCACAGAAAGCUAUAAAGGCUUUAGGGGACCAGAUCAUCUUUGUUAAUCGCCCUGAUAAGAAGAAAAUUCUUUUCUACAAUGACAAGAGCUGUCAGUUUACUGUGGAUGAAGAAUUUCAGAAGCUGUGGAGGAGCAUUCCCGUGGAUUCUAUGGAUGAGGAGAAAAUUGAAGAGUAUCUGAAACGACAGGGUAUUUCUUCCAUGCAAGAAACUGGACCAAAGAAAAUAGCUCCUAUUCAGAGGAGGAAGAAACCCGCUUCUCAGAAGAAACGUCGAUUUAAGACUCACAAUGACCACUUGGCUGGAGUAUUAAAAGAUUACUCUGAUGUCGUUCCUGGCAAACAGUGACCGGUUGAAUUCUGGAGCAAACAUGCAUUUUUAUAAGGCUUUUUGCCACUCGGGCUCAGUGUCUGCUCGCAGAAAGACUGACUGUAUAUAGUAAAUGUGAUAUGUUUCCCCCAUCCCAGCAACUGCCGAGAUGAAACAGGUCAGUUUAAGAGCAAAUAUGAACUACUAAAUUUAGAGUUUGAUUUAAUUAGCUAAUGGGAAAUGUGUCUUUAAGUAAGAGGUUCUCACUAGUUGCCUCUUGGCAUAGAGUGAUAAAUGGUGCUCAGCAUGUAAUGCAGGAGUUCCUGUUCAGUGCUUAACUCUGCUUUUACAUUGCUUAAUGGGUAUUUACCCCAACUUACUUGCAAGGGGCUUUCUAGUAGAAUUCAAUACAGUAUUUGUUUUACCUGUUUCGGGGAAAACCUUUUCCUAAAAUCACUGCAGGCAAGUUUCUUUCACAGUCAAAUACACCCUCGGUUUGUAUGCGUCUUCCUUGCCAUGGGACUGAGCUUUACUGAACUCGGUGAUAUCUGAGGCUCAAAUUCGGAAAAAACGCUCUCCCGAACUCCCAGCAGGCUGCAGGAUGGCAAUGCAGCUGUAGCUUCCUAAUGCUAAUCAGAAAUUGCCCUCGGCGAUUUCUCCUCACUGUAGUGGAUGCACGUGUGUUGCACAGUUCUACUUUAUGGACCGGAGGGAAAUAAAAUGACAGUGUAAUACUGAAGCAAUUUUUUUUUUUAAAGUAAUAAACUUAAAAUGCUGGUUUCCA
Messenger RNA from Aquila chrysaetos chrysaetos, 1777 nucleotides. RefSeq names its product general transcription factor IIE subunit 2 (gene GTF2E2). The transcript is spliced from 8 exons. NCBI's taxonomy places the organism in Eukaryota, Metazoa, Chordata, Aves, Accipitriformes, Accipitridae. The record is from RefSeq and is a predicted model, not a curated record. Bases 157 to 1032 code for a protein of 291 amino acids. Gene Ontology annotation, biological process: transcription initiation at RNA polymerase II promoter. Gene Ontology annotation, cellular component: transcription factor TFIIE complex.